GCAUCACGUCCGCAGACGUGGGCCUGAAGGUGAACUCGCGGAAGGUGCUGGGCGCGGUGCUGAAGAACGCCGGGGUGCCGGACGACAAGUUUGCACCCACCUGCGUGAUCAUAGACAAGCAGGACAAGAUCGGCGCCGACGCCGUGAAAAAGGAGCUGCAGGAGCAGAUCGGCCUGGACAAGGGCGUCUGCGACCGCAUCGUGGACGCCACGAGCGCGGGCACGCUCGAGGAGUUCGCCUCGCUGGCCGGGGUGGGCGACAGCGAGGAGGUCAAGGAGCC
Prorocentrum cordatum is the source of this 280-nucleotide messenger RNA. NCBI's taxonomy places the organism in Eukaryota, Dinophyceae, Prorocentrales, Prorocentraceae. The record is from the annotation of a GenBank genome assembly.